AAACGGCUCAUGGUGACCGGAGGAGCACGCCGGCAGUUAAGUUUUUGCACCAAUAUCUCAUUUAUAUCGAUCAAAUACGGACAUUAAUUCAGCGGAUUCAUUCGUGAACUCGGUGCGGUUUUAGUUUUCUAACAGUACCGCUGGAGGUAGACGUUAUCGCCACGUUUUAACGAGGUAAUGCUUGAAUCGAGCUAUUUAGCAUCUGGCUAGUUGAUGUUACGGAUGAACUGGUUUUCAUGUUAACUGGUGACGGACUGCCUUUACUCGUUGCUGUUUGAGUCAGCAGGUGUUCUAACAAGACUCUUAAAAGGUACGAUACUUCGAAACUUUAUUGUGAAUGUGGUUAAACGGCGUUCACCAGGACAGCUACGGGUGUCUGGCGGGGUUUUAUAUCGGUUGUGACGGGCAGCUACGCCGGACGUUCGAGGACGUCGGUCACAAAUCAAUAGGGAAACCAGUUCAUGCGAAACACCAGCGGAGCACUCAUCCAAUUGGCUUUCGCGGGUCACGUGACGCAGCCCGCCGCCUCCUCUGCUCCUCUCCGCGGACUCUGGCCGGGGCCUGCCGCCGGCUGCUCGGUGGGAUGGAGACCGCCUCAGUGCGCUGCCUCCCCGGGGAGCCGAAGCUCACCAUCUCCUUCUGCCUGGACGGCAGCCACAAGCACAUGCUCCGGGACCAGGACGAGCCGCUGGGCAAGGUCCUGGCCCGCAUCGCCAACAGCAUCACCAAGAACCAGAACAAAGCCAAGAAGUCGAAGAAGAACCGGGACCAGCAGCCGAGCCUGCCGGUGGAGGCGGCCGCCCUGGUGAAGCUGUACCGCGGGGAGGACGAGGUGCCCGACACGGUGCCCAACUCGGAGGCCUGGCUGGACGGAGCCGUGCUGCAGGUGGGGGACGUCAAGUUCUCCGUGCGGAGAAACCCUCCUUCCUUCACCGCCGCGGAGCUGCCGGGCUCCCUGCUGGCCGGAUUCCCCGUCUGCCCCAAGCUGGAGGUGGAGUUUGGAAACCUGCAGGACUGCCAGUUCACCUGGUUCAGAGAAGACAGAGCAAGAGCCAGUGGUGAUGAUUCGGCGGAGCCUCCACAUCAGGACGGCGGCUGGUCGGAGGUCGGGUGUGAGCGUGUCUUCGUCCCGUCCAAUCAGGACAUCGGCCGCCGGCUCAAACUGAGCUGCACGCCCAGAGACGGGAGCCGCAGCGGCUCCACGCGGGAGCUGGUGUCUGCGGGGGCUGUGGAGGCCGGCCCGGGCGUGUGCACGUUCGAUAACCGUCACGCCUACACGGCGAGACAGGCGGCUUGGCCCGCCACGAGGGUGGUGUCCUACAACAUCCUGGCUGACGUCUAUGCCCAGACGGACCUGUCUAAGACGGUGCUGUACCCGUACUGCGCCCCCUACGCCCUGCAGCUGGACUACAGGCAGAACCUGAUCAAGAAGGAGCUGGCUGGGUACAACGCCGACAUCGUCUGUCUGCAAGAGGUCGACAAAGGGGUGUUUGUCGACAGUUUAACUCCGGCGCUGGACGCUUUUGGCCUGGAUGGCGUUUUCAGGAUCAAAGAGAAGCAACACGAAGGACUCGCGACCUUCUACCGCAGGUCGAAGUUUCGGCUGCUGAGUCGUCAUGACAUCAUGCUGAGUGAAGCCUUGACCUCUGACCCUGCCCACUCCGAGCUGCUGCAGAAGGUUUCUGCUAACGACGCCCUGAAGGACAAGAUUGUGCAGAGGUCCACCUCCCUGCAGGUCAGUGUCCUGGAGGACCUGAACAAACCCGGCAGGAAGCUGUGUGUAGCCAACACUCACCUCUACUGGCACCCAAAAGGUGGGAAUGUUCGCCUGGUCCAGAUGGGCGUGGCGCUCCGUCAUCUGGGUCGUGUGAUCAGUGAGGCAGCGCCCGGAGCCCCGCUGAUCUUCUGUGGCGACUUCAACUCCACUCCGAACUCAGGUGUCUUCCAGCUGCUCACUGAGACUCUGGUUCCUCAGCAACAUGCGGACUGGAGCAGCUCCGGACCCGAGGAGUCCUGCAGCAUGGAGCUGCCGUCGGGGUUCCCCCCCCUGCUGAGCGCCUACGGCCGGCCGGCCUACACCAACUACGUGGGAGGGUUUCACGGCUGCCUGGACUACAUCUUCAUUCAGCCGGAGAGCAUGCAGGUGGAGCAGGUGAUUCCUCUGCCCAGCCACGAGGAGGUCACCACACACCAGGCUCUGCCCAGCGUCGCUCACCCCUCCGACCACAUCGCUCUGGUCUGCGACCUGCGCUGGAGCCCCUGACCUCCAAACAUCCAAACUGAGAGACCAUCAACUCCUCUGCAGAUUUUACAGCAGAAAAUGAAGCUUAAACCAGAAGAGACGCCUCUGAAUCCACUCUACAAUAACAGCGUUGCCUUAUUUCCAGUCUUUGGUUUGGACUUUCAUCACUGAUGUUCAGUAAGAAUAAAACUGCCUUUUUGAGUAUCAGUUUAUGCAUUCUGUAUGGAAUAAUAUGUUUGAGCUGAAACCACCAUGUAAUUAUAAACUUCUGAAACAGCUGGUUAAUGAAUAUAUAUCUGCGUUUUAACAUUAUUUAUUAUGACCAUGGUCGAGUGAUUUGCCUGCUGCUGGGACUUUGUUCUUUUAAUAAAGUUUCAGUCUGAUGCUUUGA
Salarias fasciatus (jewelled blenny) is the source of this 2633-nucleotide messenger RNA. It is a transcript of the gene pde12, whose product is annotated as phosphodiesterase 12. Lineage: Eukaryota; Metazoa; Chordata; Actinopteri; Blenniiformes; Blenniidae. Gene Ontology annotation, cellular component: mitochondrion. Gene Ontology annotation, molecular function: 3'-5'-RNA exonuclease activity. Gene Ontology annotation, biological process: nuclear-transcribed mRNA catabolic process, deadenylation-dependent decay. The transcript is spliced from 9 exons. The coding region runs from base 338 to 2263 and encodes 641 amino acids. The record is from RefSeq and is a predicted model, not a curated record.